AUGUUGCCAGUAAUUCCCCGUGGAACGCCUGCAGAUAAAUUGAAUGCUUGGCUGAAGGUAUCACCUUUAUGGAAUAACGUAAAAACAUUAUCGUUAACCACUAAUAUGAGAGCUCAACUUCAAAAUGAUCAAUGUGCUGCACAAUUUUCCAAACCAUUGUUAGCUGUUGGAAAUGGAAAAGUCCCAGUUGAUGCGAUAUCUGGAUUAAUUACUCUUACCAACGACUUUUGCCGAUUUUCAACGAUCAAUUCUUGCCGCAAAAAAAAUGAUGUACACGCACUGAAUUUCACCAUUCAAUCAAAAAUUGCUGGCGAUUUGGUGACAUACAAAUCCGUUGAUUCUAUAACAAAUCCCGAUGAUGUAGUAAACUAUCCAACGGAGUUUUUGAACUCUCUGGAGUUACCAGGAUUUCCACCACAUAACUUGCAACUCAAAGGUGGUACAGUUAUUAUGAUAUUGCGUAAUUUGAAUCCACCACGACUUUGCAACGGUACUCGACUUUCGGUAAAAAGACUUAUGCCGAAUUUGAUUGAGGCAACCAUUAUUAACGGAAAGUACGCAGAUGAAAAUGUAUGUAUUCCUCGAAUACCAAUGAUUCCGACUGAUCUUCCGUUUGAAUUCAAACGAUUGCAAUUUCCAGUUCGCCUUGCGUUCGCCAAUUGGUGUGUAGCUGCUUUAGGUAUAAGCCGAAGCACCGUACUUCGUACAUCUAAAGAAAGUAAAAUGGUGGAUGAUAGAAAAAUGACGAUGACGGCAGACAGCUGUGACAGCGAUUCUGAUAAUGAAUCAAACAGGGAUGAAAGCGACUCGAGUUUAAGCAAAAGUGAAAAUUAA
Molecule: messenger RNA, 834 nt
Organism: Diorhabda sublineata
Lineage: Eukaryota; Metazoa; Arthropoda; Insecta; Coleoptera; Chrysomelidae
Exons: 4
Coding region: 1-834 (277 amino acids)
Biological process (GO): telomere maintenance; DNA repair
Molecular function (GO): DNA helicase activity
Source: RefSeq, a predicted model, not a curated record